Carassius gibelio (silver crucian carp) is the source of this 6753-nucleotide messenger RNA. Its product is annotated as 85/88 kDa calcium-independent phospholipase A2. The record is from RefSeq and is a predicted model, not a curated record. Lineage: Eukaryota; Metazoa; Chordata; Actinopteri; Cypriniformes; Cyprinidae. Gene Ontology annotation, molecular function: protein binding. Gene Ontology annotation, biological process: cardiolipin acyl-chain remodeling; positive regulation of ceramide biosynthetic process. The transcript has 18 exons. Bases 152 to 2611 code for a protein of 819 amino acids. Gene Ontology annotation, cellular component: mitochondrion.
UGAUUGGCUACUAUGUCUGUCAGUCAAGUCUGCACAAGGCUGGUUGUGACGCAGUGAUUGUUGAUGUGAGUGUAACCCGUCAAAAGUCAGCGGUCUGCUGAGUCUGGUUAUCCGCUUCCGAACGGGUUAAUGAAAUAGCGAAAAGGUCACCAUGCAGUUCCUGGGCCGUAUAUUGGACACGGUGAGCUCCGUGUCGACUCUGUUCUCCAACCCAUACCGUGUGAGGGAUGUGCAGCUGUCGGAUUAUAAUGGCAAAGUGCUACUGAAACAGGAAGGCAGGCUGGUCUUGUACAGGAACCAACACAGCCAUUCAUGGGACUGUCUGCUUCUCUGCCCCGAAUCUUCAUCUGUGGCUCUGAGGAUGUUCCAGGUUGCUUCAGAGGAAGACGCCAUGAAUUGGUUCCCUCAGUAUGCCCUCAAACUCCGCCCAUUUUAUGAGAUGCUCCGCCCACCGCUGAAACCUGAAAUGUUCCAGCCGAUCGUAGACUGUGUGCGGAAUCACCCCGACUGGAGCUCGGCUCACAUCGCUGUGGAUACUGGACUGAGAGACUGUCUCAAACACAAUUACGUUUUGAGUCAGAUGAACGCCCGUGACGCCCAGGGUCAGACCCCGCUGCACCUUGCGUGCGAGAGAGGAGAUGUGGGCUGCGUGCGUGAGCUCCUGGAAGAGUGUCAGGCUCGCACGGACAUCAAGGACAAGAACGGAGAGACGCCCAUGCACUGCGCUGCUAAACAAGACUCUGCUGGUGUUAUAGAGGUUUUGUGUGCACAGAUGUGCGUGGGUGUGAAUGAGCUGAACGCUGCUGGGGAAACCCCAAUGCACAUUGCAUGCCGUCUCGGGAAGGUCGAGGCGGUCAAAGGCCUGCUGGGUGGCGGAGCCCGCUGUGACGUCAUGGGAAGCAAUGGCUAUCCAGUUCACACCACCAUGAAGUUUAGUGCGAAAAGUUGUGCCGAAGUAAUUUUAAACACCAACCCAAAUCAACUUCUCGCGGAGGAUCCGAUUUAUGGAGGAACACCUCUUCACUGGGCCAAGACUGCCGAGAUGAGCCGUGUGCUGCUGGAUCGAGGAUGUAAUAUCAACUACCUGAGCAAGACAGGAGAGAGUCCGUUACACAUCCUGACCAAGAGGGGGCGCUUUGAGGCCGCAAUGACACUGCUGACCCAUGGAGCCGACCCCAACAUUAAGGGUCAGGAUGGAAACACAGCACUGCACCUCGCCAUGAAGUUGGACCACAUGGACCUGAUCAAAGCUCUCAUGGUGUUUGGAGCAGAUGUGGAAGUUCACAAUGACUUGGGAGAGACACCGGGACUCAUCGCAGCCCGUACCAGCAAGGGUCCCAACCGUAAGGUGCUCUUGAACAUGCUGUGUAGUGUAGGGGCCGAGCGGUGCAACCCCCCCUCCCACAACAGCCCUGUCCUGAGUGUCGUCAAAGCUCCGCCUCCUGGCAUAGGGUUUGAUGACAUCAUGCAUGUGGCGGUAGCUGUCACGGCCAUGAGUCGUGGAUUUGCAGAGGUCGAUGGGCUCCAGACAGGAAGCAAGAAAAUGGACAGAUUGCUGUGUCUAGAUGGUGGUGGAAUAAAGGGACUGGUUCUGAUCCAAAUGUUGAUCGCUUUGGAGAAAGAAGCAGGACGGCCCAUCAGGGAACUGUUUGACUGGGUGUCUGGGACUAGCACUGGCGGCAUACUGGCCCUAGCUAUUAUACAUGGUAAAUCAAUGGAAUAUCUGCGCUGUCUGUACUUCAGGAUGAAGGAACAGGUAUUUAAAGGUUCUCGGCCGUAUGAGUCUGGCCCUCUGGAGGAAUUUCUCAAGAAUGAGUUUGGAGAAAAUACCAAGAUGGCGGAUGUCACUCACCCAAGAGUAAUGGUGACUAGCGUUCUCGCUGACAGACAUCCUGGUGAACUGCAUCUGUUUCGUAAUUACGACCCACCAGCCCUCCAAAGAGACCCUCCGUACACAUCUACAGCCACAUUUCAACCCCUUACUGUGCCGAAGGGGUGGGAAGACGAAGAUCUUUUGGUAUUAGGAUAUACUCGACCUCCCAGAAAGCGUAGGAAGGUGACGGAUGAAGAGCAAUUAGUUUGGCGUGCCGCCCGAUCCAGUGGAGCUGCUCCCACUUACUUUCGGCCAAUGGGUCGUUUUCUGGAUGGAGGGCUGCUGGCCAAUAACCCAACGCUAGAUGCCAUGACAGAAAUACACCAGUACAACAAAGCCCUGAAAGCACAGGGCCGUGAAUCAGAAGUGUGCAGGUUAGGCGCGGUCGUCUCAUUGGGCACCGGUAAACCUCCUCAGGUGGCAGUGAACUCUGUGGACGUUUUCAGGCCUUCAAAUCCACUGGAGCUGGCCAAGACCUUCUUUGGCGUCAAAGAGCUGGGCAAGAUGCUUGUGGACUGUUGUACAGACUCGGACGGUUGUGCAGUGGACCGAGCCCGAGCGUGGUGUGAGAUGGCUGAUAUAAACUAUCACAGGUUGAGUCCUCAGCUGUCUCAGGAGGUGAUGCUGGAUGAGGUCAGUGACGCAGUGUUAGUUGACAUGCUGUGGGAGACUCAGAUGUAUCUGUAUGAGCACAGAGAUGUCAUACAGACCCUCUGCCAGCAUCUACUGCAGCUCUGACAACAGCUUCCAGACUGAGGGCGAUGGAGAGGGUUUUGGCUGCUUCAUAUGCAUAACUGAUUUAUCCUAUACAAAUAAUGAAUCUGAUUACAGUUGUGUGUUUGUUGUUGUGACAUGUUCAGUUAAUUAAUUUAAAGCUGCUGUAUGUACGGUUUUGACUCUACUAAAGCAUAAAAACCAUAAUGUGUUUGCAGAUAAAUCCCUUGUGCUGUCUUCGGUCACUUUAAAAAACCGGAGCUUCACCAGAAUGGUAUGAAACUUGGUUACUUUUAUGGCACUUGAUAUAUGAACACACAAAAAAAACGAGGGCAUGAUUCGAAAAAGCUAAGUGGUUGUAAAAACAAAACAAAACAAAAAUUGUCACACGAAUGGCUCAUGGCUAAAAAUGACCGACCAUUGGAAAUGUAUGGGAAAUGAAAAAAAAUAAAAAUUUGUUCGUACAAUCUACAAAUGCAGAACAAACAAUGCAGAAAAGAACUGCACAGCAAUAAAGGGGUGAAACUCUAAAACAUGCUAAAUCUACACACCAACUCACACACGCACGUACACACACACCUAUUAACCGGUAUGACUAUAACACUGCAACUAUGUAAAUAAAAUUAAUCAUUUGACUACAGUGCAGUAAAAAGGUGGUUACACUCCAAAACAUCAGGAGUGUGAAUCAAAUGCAUCCACUCACACACACUUACUUACACACACUCCCAGACACACACAUACAAAUGUGUAUAUAUACUCAAAUUAAUUGGUAUGGCCAUAACCAUAUAGCUAAAAUGAGUCAGAAGACUGAAAUAAGAGGUUAAAAUCAGAACAGACACAAGGAAUUAAAGUUUUUUUUUUUUUUUUUUUUUUGCUCUCACCAGGAGGUGCUAUUCUGCCUUCCAAAAUUAGAUUUUAAAGGCCUAGUCUCUAUUUUAAUCUGAAAUACUGCUUUUUUUUAUAUAGAUUUUUUUUUUUCACAGGAAGAAAUGUAAAAUAAUUAUUGAAUAGAUAUUAAUUAGUAACAUAAAAUUCUCUCAAAAUACAAAAUAAAAUAUAUUCUUGAACAAAAAUAUAUUAGAUUUAUUUUACAGAAGAAAAGAAGUUAAAUUUUAGGUGUCCGGUCACUUUUGAUCGCGAAUACCAUGAGUGUGAUGUCCAAAUGAGGAACGCACAAGGGUUAAGAAACAUGCUAAGUUAACAUACUUGUUUAGCUGAAAAACAAUGCUACAGUUAUUCUCCUCAGAAAAUGUGCGUCCAUGCAGGAAUGUCAGGCCCCGUCCACAUGGAGACACAUUUCGCUGUAUACGCAUACAUUUUGUAUAAGAUAGGCGUUUUGUCCAAUCAGAUCCAACAUUUUAGGAGAGUGAAACCGAUCAUUUUUAAAAACGGGUCCCGGUGUGGAUAAAUUUGAAAAGGCCACCCUUCCGUUUUGUCUGGACAGCGGAUCCGUAAAUUUUCUGAAACUAUGACGUCAUCAGCCCAUGUCUCGCCCCUAGUCAGACACUGACUGUCUUUUUAUUAACUAACAUUAACACAAAUUAAUAAAUGUGUUGUUACAUGUUCUAAGGGUUUAUGCGCAUAGUCCAAGUUUUCUUCUGCAUCUCUUUGGUAGAAUUACAGCGCCACAUGGUGGUCUGGCAUGUGUACUACAUCGUUUUGUGGUUUCGUGUGGAUGCAGAUAUUUCUUGAAAUGAUGGGGGAAAAAAAGAUUGGAUGGCGAAAGGCUUCGUGUGGACGUGGCCUCAGUCUCUGUUUUGGUUUGUGAAACCUAGUUCAACCACUCGGUGACAAUCCUACAUAAGCCUCUUUCACACUGCACAUUGGACCCGUAAAAUUGCCAGAAAAUUGCCGGGUCGCCUUCUGUGUGAACGCAAACACGUCCUGGGAUUGAUCCAAAAGCCAGAACUAAUGCCGUAAAGGGCGUGUCGUAGUGAAGACGCACGUUUCCGUGUGACUCUUUUACCAGGCGUUUUGAAGGAAGAUCAACGUUUGCGAUGAAAAAACAUGUGCAAACUGUAAUGAAGCAGAGAUCAGUUAGUUCCUCACUUUCCACGCUGACGCUGAGAUCGUUCGCCAGCUUCAGUGAAAGUAUAAGGUGCCUAGCGUUUUCGACUCGUACAUUACACGUCACGCCCUGAUGUCACGUGUCGUUACGGGACCUUUACGGGUUGUGUGUGAAAGCACGCACAUAUCCCGGGAAAUCACUGGCAGUGUGAAAGGGGCAAAAUCUAGCGCCCCGGGAACAAUUGCUGGGACACAUUACCUCGUGUAUUUUCCAGAAUCGCAGUGUGAAAGGGGCUAUAUAUAUUAUAUAUAUUAGGGCUGUCAAAUGAUUAAAAUUUUUAAUCAAAUUAAUCAGAAUUUUCAGUGGAUUAAUCAGGAUUAAUCACUAUUUGCAAUUACACCUGAAUCCUAACCAUUUUUUUUUUUUUUUCUGAAAUUAAUACCAAAAGAUAAAUAACAAGACACAGAUACAUAAUUUUCAUGUAUUGAUUCAUCAAUAUGUGGUUCUUUUUUUCGGAAUUUCAAAAGUUUAACAUUUACUUAAUCAAAUUUACCUGAGCACUAUAUCAAACCAUGCCAUUUAACUACAGAUAGUGUAAGAGUUUUAGGUGAACCAGUGGUUAAAUAUAGCCACAUAUCUAUGAAAUUAUGCAUAGAGAAACUCGAAAGAAUGAACUCAUAAACACAAACAUGCGCCCUCUGCACUCUGGGCACUCUUGUUUUUGGGAGGUGUCUAUUUGCUCUGCCACAAUACUUUAGGAUCGAUAUUUUCACGUUCUGAAGGCUUCAAGUGCCAGUAAAACCAAGUAAAAAUGCAUAUGCUUUUCCAAACAGCUUUAAUUUUCGCUGCAUUGCAUGUAUGCGUUCUGCGCAUGCGCAGUGUGAAACACAGGACGCUAUAACAGGAAGAAGCUCCAGCGUAUCAACUACCAAAGUCGUCUCUGUUUAUCGAGCUUGGCAUGAAUGUAUUUGAGAGUAACUGGGGUAUAACCUUAAGCUUCUUCUGUGUUUUCGUCGCGGGGCUCGCUGCUGUUUUCGCUGAGAUCGACGAGACUUUCCUUACCUAAAUAAAUUGUCACACUGUGCAUGCGUGAAAUGCGUUAAAAAAUUUGGCGUAAUUAACGACAAACAACUAAAUAACGGCGUUAACGCGCUAUUUUUGACAGCCCUAAUAUAUAUAUAUAUAUAUAUAUAUAUAUAAACACACACACACACACACACACACACACACACUCACUCACACAUAAUAACAUGCUUUCCCCAUAUGUUUUGUAGGCAUCAUAAAUACCAAAUUGGAUCAAGGUUAAUAUUACAACAUACAUAAAGGUUUCAUAGUGUAAUUUUAUAUGAUCUACCAGUGCCCAAUCCAAAAUUUGAACUGUGAUAUAUUUUUAUAUUGCAAUACAUUUUAUUUAUGCUAAAUUGCUAAGUUAGCAUGUUCUGUGUUUGUCAUUUGGUCUGAUCAAGGUGCAGUCGGUGCUUCCUUUAAAGCAGUAUUUUUACUCCUUGUUUAUCGAUAUGUAGCUUAAUUUAGUUUAUUAUAUCAUGUGUGACAUUGGAAGGGAAACUGACUUUUUUUUUCCUGGAAGUUUAUUGGACUUGCGACGAUAAUGGUCAAACUAUAACCACUGUGACUGAAUACCGAGUAGUUCCUUUCAUUUACUAAUUGUGAUGCAUUUAUCCUUACACUAUGAAAUGAUCUUCAUAACAUUUCUGUGUGCCGUCUCUCUAUCAUUUGUGUAUUUGUCAUGUCAUGUAUAACCUCGCAUACUUGCACAUUUGAAAGCAGCCGCUGGUAUUAUCUGUGAAGUAUAGCUAUGAUGUAUAAAAAGUAUGAUCUAAGAAAAUGUAUAAUAUACUGAUCAUUUUAGCAACUAAUAUGCAUCAAGUAUAACUUUUAAACCUCUUACAUUCUCAUUUGCCUUGUUGUGUUUUUGUUUGGUUUAAUGAUAUUUUACAUAUUUACAGUUCACUUUUCUUCAAAAACUUGGUGAUAACUUAUACUUGACACUGGACUUACAGAUCUGUUGUUCAGAGACCAAAAUAAGCAUUUAUUCACUUUAUACCUACUGUGUAACCUGCUGCUGUGGCACUGAUUUGAACCCUUUUGCUGAAGUGAUGUAAACUUAAAAUAAAAAAAGCACAGAUGAUUAAUAAAA